CGGAGCAACCAACACCUUUUCUUUCCACGUCUAGCUUGUCUGAUCUGAGCAAGCUUAGCUAGCGUCAUAUACACACUCGUCUGCGUGCCGCACGUACCAUCGAGCUAUCCGAACUGAAAUGCAGAGGAGCAGAGGUUGUGCCCCGGGCGGUGAGCACGGCUGGGCAGCGGCGGACGGCGGGAUGCAGCUGCAGCGCCGGGAGAGGGAGCUGGUGGCGCAGCUGCACGAGCUGCUGUUCCCGUCCACGUCGCCGUCUCGGAGCGGCGCCUCCUCGUGUUCUGGUCCUGCAGCUGACUUGUACUGGGAGCACGGCAGCCCGCAGGUGAAGGCAACCGCGUCGUGCGGCGGAGGCAAACGGCGCGGGGGUCGCAAGAGAGUCCGGGAGGAUGAACGGCACGAGGAGGGGCAAGGACAACGCGGCGGUGCUGCGCCUGCGACGAAGGCUACUACUCGUUGCAGGAGGAAGAAGCAAGGGGCAACGACGACGACGCUCGUCACAACGGUGCCGGAUUUCGACGGCUACCAGUGGAGGAAGUACGGCCAGAAGCAAAUCGAAGCGGCCAAGCAUCCCAGGAAUUACUAUCGGUGCACCAACAGCACGAACCAGGGCUGCCCGGCCAAACGAACGGUGCAGCGCAAUGACGAUGACGGCAGCGACGAUGGACGGCCGAAGUAUACGGUGGUGUACAUCUCGGAGCACAGCUGCAAGGCGACCGAGUCGGCGGCCGUGCCGGUGAUCCUCGAGACCACCGUCCGCACCGACACAGCAGCAGCUCCCAACGUCGCCGUCGUUCCCGGUAGCAGAUCUGGUGCUAUCAGUUCUGAGACUCAAUCUCCGGCAAGCUCCUCGGAUAUCACAUGGAGCAGCGGCGGCAGCGACGGCGGUGCCAAUGUACCGCCGAGAGAGCGCGACGAUUAUUCGCGUAUGUUCGCUAUCGAGGAUGACUGCUGGGGGUGGAACGCCUCGCCGCCGGCACCCGCUGCUGCUGCUGCGUUGCUCCAGGAGAUGGACUUCGACGGACCGAUCAGGUCGCCGGUGCACGUCGCGGCAGCGGACGGAAGUUGGAUUAACGACUUGUUCGUGAACGAACCACCAUUUGUUCUCAACAGCUGCCAUUUGUUUGGCCUCUAGAUCUUUAGAUCUUUGCAGAUGUUCAUUAUUGUCUAUCCUUUUUCUCUCUCUAUUUGAUCACUCCAAGUUGAAUUUCCUGUUUUUUGUUUAGAUGCAGUGAAAUAAAAAGGGACUUGUAUAAUGGUAUACAACUUGUGCCUA
Messenger RNA from Triticum dicoccoides, 1273 nucleotides. Its product is annotated as WRKY transcription factor 22-like. The transcript is spliced from 2 exons. The record is from RefSeq and is a predicted model, not a curated record. NCBI's taxonomy places the organism in Eukaryota, Viridiplantae, Streptophyta, Magnoliopsida, Poales, Poaceae. Gene Ontology annotation, biological process: regulation of DNA-templated transcription. Gene Ontology annotation, molecular function: sequence-specific DNA binding; DNA-binding transcription factor activity. The coding region runs from base 119 to 1132 and encodes 337 amino acids.